Messenger RNA from Sturnus vulgaris (Common starling), 1682 nucleotides. It is a transcript of the gene SLC35A4, whose product is annotated as solute carrier family 35 member A4. Gene Ontology annotation, molecular function: pyrimidine nucleotide-sugar transmembrane transporter activity. Gene Ontology annotation, biological process: pyrimidine nucleotide-sugar transmembrane transport. Lineage: Eukaryota; Metazoa; Chordata; Aves; Passeriformes; Sturnidae. Gene Ontology annotation, cellular component: Golgi membrane. The record is from RefSeq and is a predicted model, not a curated record.
ACUCGUGCUGGAAAUGGGGAUGUUUGGGAAUGCUGCUGGCUCUGCCAACAGGCUGCUCCAGAGGGGUCUGUGGGCACUGAUGCUACUGCUGUCUGUGGCCAUCUACGGCUCUCACGCCCCCCUCCUGACCCUCUGCAAGGUGGAUGGGGCCAUCCCCUUCAGCUCCACGUCCGUGGUGGUCCUCGUGGAGCUGACCAAGCUGGUGCUGUCCCUCCUGUUCCUGCUGGCAGGGGCGCGGGAGCCGCUGGGAGCGGCGCUGUCCUGGCGUCACGCCGCGCCCUUCGCCCUCUCCGCCCUGCUCUACGCUGCCAACAACAACCUGGUGGUGCACAUGCAGCUCUUCAUGGACCCCAGCACCUUCCAGGUGCUCAGUAACCUGAAGAUCGUCAGCACGGCGCUGCUCUACAGCCUCCUGCUGCGCCGGCGCCUGGGCCCACGCCGCUGGCUGGCCCUGCUGCUGCUGCUGGCCGCCGGUGUCACCUACAGCUGCGGGGGGCUGCGGGGACACGGGGACCCCGGCGGGAUGCGCCUGCACGUCACGCCCGUGGGGCUGCUGCUGCUCUCCGUGUACUGCUUCAUCUCCGGCCUCUCUGCUGUCUAUACCGAAGCCAUCCUGAAAAGCCAGGUGCUGCCCCUCAGCCUCCAGAACAUCUUCCUGUACUUCUUUGGGGUCCUGCUCAACGUGAUGGGCUCCGUAUGGAGCGGCAUGGAGGGAGGGUUCCUGGAGGGCUUCUCCCCGUGGGUGCUGCUGGUCGUGCUCAGCCAGGCUCUGAAUGGCCUCAUCAUGUCCGUGGUGAUGAAGCACAGCAGCAACAUCACCAGGCUCUUUGUUAUCUCCUGCUCCAUCCUGGUCAACGCUCUCCUCUCUGUUGCCCUCUUCAACCUGCAGCUCACCCUCCUCUUCUUCAUGGCUGUGGCAUGCAUUGGCCUGGCUGUGUACCUGUACUAUGGAGUCACAUAGUCACUGCCUUCCUCCCAUAUGUCUGGGCAGCCCCAGCCCUUCCUCAGGGCUGGAAUCAUUCCUGGUGGGUGCCUGCACAGCUCCAAGGAUCCCCUGAGGAGCAGUGCUCAGAGCAGCCUGUCUCUGCUUCCACAGGGAAACUGCACCCUGCUCCAGUCCAGCCAGGCUCUGUGUCAGGGGGUUCCUAUGGGAUCAGGUAUGCUCAGCCUUAGGGGGGGUUCUGAACCUCCUGUGCAUGUCUCAUAGCCUCAGGAUGUGCCAGGAGAGAUUCAGGUUGGACCUUAGGAGUAAUUUCCUCACAGAAGAGGUGAUUAAACAUCGUAAGGGGCUGCCCAGGAAGGUGGUGCAAUCACCAUCACUGGAGGUGUUUAAGGACUUAAUGCCGUGAUUUAGUUGACAGGGUGAUGUUGUGUUACAGGUUUGACUCGAUGAUCUCAGAGGUCUUUUCCCACCUCAGUGAUUCUGGGACUCUGUCCCAUGUCCUCAAGCUGCUUCCCCAUACCACAGUGGCCUGGGAAUGCUCUGGCAGUAAUUGGCCCUGCUGCACUUCCUGCCAGCCCAGCAUGGGACUGGUGCUGUUUCAGUUCCCAUGGAUGCUUGAUCCCUGCCCUUCCUGGUGCUGCUUCCCUUGGCCUCUCUCACCUCCACGGUUUUCCAGCCUAGCCCCUGCUGGAGCCCUGCUGUCCUCAGGGCCCAUUUCCCAUUUCUGGGAACAGUGUCU